This is a messenger RNA of Rotaria sp. Silwood1, 716 nucleotides long. The record is from the annotation of a GenBank genome assembly. NCBI's taxonomy places the organism in Eukaryota, Metazoa, Rotifera, Eurotatoria, Philodinida, Philodinidae.
CCCUUUCUUUUCCGGAUUUUUGUUUUCCGAAUUUUUCAUUUUCCGGAUUUUUUCUUUUCCGGGUUUUUUAUUUUCCGGAUUUUUGGUUUUCUGGAUUUUUGUUUUCCGAAUUUUUUGUUUUCCGGAUUUUUAUCUUCCGGAUUACAAGACAUAUUCGUGGUAAACAAACUGAUUCAUUUUAUGACACGUUCCCAGAGAUUGAAGUAGAUGCUAGAGCAUUCGUUGUUGAAAAAUGUUCACAAAAAUCAGCAGAUUUUAAGGCUUUGGAUUUAGCUCAGUUUAUUGAUGACAAAUAUUAUGAAUUAAUCGGAAUUCAAAGACAAGCUGGUGAUGAUUUUAUACGAUCGGAAAGAAUUUGUCGUCUAGAUCUACGCAGAUGGGGAGCUAAAUUCGAAGCGAAUUCACAGCGCCCAUAUUUUGAAGGACAUGAAAGAGACGAUGUUGUGAAGCACCGUAAUGAAUUUAUUAACUAUUUUCUAGCACGUAAAGAUUCUUAUUACACAAUUACUGAUGGUGACCAACCUAUGUGGAAUAUGCCGACCCAAAAUCCUCAUAGAAUACUUAUAUUUCAUGAUGAAUCAACCUUUAGAAGCGGUGAUGUUAGUCCAAAACGGUGGUUUUUCAGUGAAAAUACACCGUUCUUUUCAAAAGGCCGUGGUCGCAGUCAUAUGGUUUCGGAUUUUCUUGUUCAACAUCCUAGUGGACCAUUUUUUUGA